AUGGGCAUCAGAUUUUUAGAAGUUAUCAAACCUUUCUGUGCAGUUCUACCAGAAAUUCAGAAACCUGAAAGGAAAAUCCCCAUAUUUGGAAUCAUGUCAUCAGAUUCUGCAGAUCCUUUCUCCUGGAUGAGAGUUAUUCUUGCAUUCAACAGAGGAACUUUAAUGGAAUUGGGUAUAUCCCCAGUUGUAACAUCUGGUUUGAUUAUGCAGUUGUUAGCUGAAGCCAAAAUCAUUGAAGUUGGAGAUAUACCCAAAGACAGAGCCCUAUUCAUUGGAGCCCCAAAACUGUCUGGUAUGAUCAUUACCAUUGGGCAAGGCAUUGUGUAUGUCAUGACGGACGUGUAUGGGGAUCCUGCUGAAAUGGGUGCUGGAAUCUGUCUCCUUAUCAUCAUUCAGUUUGUUGCUGGUUUGAUUGUGCUGCUGUUAGAUGAGCUGCUACAGAAGGGUUACGGCUUGGGGUCUGGGAUUUCCCUCUUUAUUGCCACCAACUUCUGUGAAACCAUUGUCUGGAAGGCCUUUAGUCCCACUACCAUUAACAGUGGCAGAGGUACAGAGUUUGAGGGUGCAGUCAUAGCUGUCUUUCAUUUACUGGCCACCAAGACAGACAAAGGUCGAGCUCUAAGGGAGGCUUUCUAUCGUCAGAAUUUACCCAAUCUCAUGAACCUCAUGGCUACAGUUUUUGUGUUUGCUGUUAUAUAUUUUCAGGGAUUUCAUGUGGAUCUUCACAUUAAGUCGGCCCAGUACCGAGGGCAGUACAGCAGCUACCCCAAGCUCUUCUACACCUCCAACAUCCCCAUCAUCCUGCAGUCGGCCCUGGUGUCCAACCUGUAUGUUAUUUCCCAGAUGCUGUCAGUUCGAUUUUUAGUAAAUUUACCAGGCAACUUUUUAGUAAAUUUACCAGGACAGUGGGCUGAUGUCAGUUGGGGAGGACCUGCUUGUUCUUACCCAGUGGGGGGCCUUUGUUACUACCUUUCUCCUUCUGAGUCCAUGGGCGCCAUAUUUGAGGAUCCUGUCCAUGUGGUUGUUUAUAGCAUCUUCAUGUUGGGAUCAUGUGCAUUCUUUUCUAAGAUGUGGAUAGAGGUGUCUGGUUCCUCAGCCAAAGAUGUAGCUAAACAGCUUAAAGAACAGCAAAUGGUAAUGAGGGGCCACAGGGAUACCUCUGUGGUUCAUGAGCUUAAUAGGUACAUCCCCACGGCGGCUGCGUUUGGGGGCUUGUGCAUCGGCGCCCUGUCCGUGUUGGCUGACUUCCGUCGGGGCCAUCGGCUCAGGCACUGGAAUUCUGCUUGCAGUCACUAUUAUUUAUCAGUAUUUUGA
Balaenoptera acutorostrata (minke whale) is the source of this 1314-nucleotide messenger RNA. Its product is annotated as protein transport protein Sec61 subunit alpha-like. The coding region runs from base 1 to 1314 and encodes 437 amino acids. Gene Ontology annotation, molecular function: transmembrane protein transporter activity; signal sequence receptor activity; ribosome binding. The transcript has 2 exons. Gene Ontology annotation, cellular component: Sec61 translocon complex; membrane. The record is from RefSeq and is a predicted model, not a curated record. Gene Ontology annotation, biological process: post-translational protein targeting to membrane, translocation; SRP-dependent cotranslational protein targeting to membrane, translocation. NCBI's taxonomy places the organism in Eukaryota, Metazoa, Chordata, Mammalia, Artiodactyla, Balaenopteridae.